AUGAUCCAUCCAUCCAUCUAUCUAUCUAUCUAUCUAUCUAUCUAUCUAUCUAUCUACCCCUUCCUGUCUGCAAAAAUAAUUGGAUCUAUCUAUCUAUCUAUCUAUCUAUCUAUCUAUCUAUCUAUCUAUUCUUUCCUUAUCUAUCUAUCUAUCUAUCUGUCUAUUUAUCUUUUCAUUAUCUAUCUCUUCAUUAUCUAUCUAUCUAUCUAUCACAAUCUCUUUAUUAACCAUCUAAAGCAAAAAAGCCACCACAAUACAAGGGUCUGUUCAUAUCUAUCUAUCUAUCUAUCUAUCUAUCUAUCUAUCUAUCUAUCUAUCCAUCUAUCUAUCUUAAUCUGUUCAUAUUUAUCUAUCUAUCUAUCUAUCUAUCUAUCUAUCUUAAUCGUUUCAUAUCUAUCUAGCUCAGUCUGUUCAUAUCUAUUUAUCUAUCUAUCUAUCUAUCUAUCUAUCUAUCUAUCUAUCUAUCCUGCUCAUUUUAAUCUAGAGAUAAAAUAUUGUUUUACUAUUUACAAAGUCAAUAUAUUCAUUCGCUGGUCUAUUAAUCCCUUUAGCGUUUAUCCCGAUUUGAACAUCGACUGCAGGCACAAAAAACUUGAGGGUCUCUUUUUUUCUCUCUCUUUCUCUCUCUCACACACAGAGUUAAUCUACCUAUACUCAUGUCUGUCUGUAUAUCUAUCUAUCUAUCUAUCUAUCUAUCUAUCUAUCUAUCUAUCUAUCUGCACGCACACAACAUGA
Messenger RNA from Acanthosepion pharaonis, 735 nucleotides. The record is from the annotation of a GenBank genome assembly. NCBI's taxonomy places the organism in Eukaryota, Metazoa, Mollusca, Cephalopoda, Sepiida, Sepiidae.